Planococcus citri (citrus mealybug) is the source of this 1185-nucleotide messenger RNA. Its product is annotated as ninjurin-A-like. The record is from RefSeq and is a predicted model, not a curated record. The transcript has 4 exons. Gene Ontology annotation, biological process: cell adhesion; tissue regeneration. Lineage: Eukaryota; Metazoa; Arthropoda; Insecta; Hemiptera; Pseudococcidae. The coding region runs from base 354 to 890 and encodes 178 amino acids. Gene Ontology annotation, cellular component: membrane.
ACCAAAAUACACACAUAAGCAUAAACAAGCGUGCAUCACACUUUUUUCCUUCGUAUAUCGAAGUUAGUAGUUAGAUACACAGUUUACACAUACGAGUUACAGCGAAGUUGUUAAUGAUCGCGUACGUUGUUUAAGCGCCGAUCGCCGGUUCACCAUAAUAUUUUUUCUUUGUGAAUACUUAGCUUAAAUUGUGUUUUUUUUUUGUCAUUCGUAGUGUUUUAUAAUUUGAUAUUUUCGCGUUGUUGGUGUUGAUUGUGUGAGCCUUUGAAAUUCGUUUCUAAGAGGAGAAGUACUACCUGACUUGAUACUGUGGUCGAACGUAUAUUCUUUAUCGAGUGUUGGACAUCAAGAAUAUGGAGUCGCCAAGGGACGGAGAUGUGCCAUUAUCGACAGUUGUAUCCACAACGAAUCCUACCUCGAAUAACAGCAAUGACAAACAAACCACUACAACCGCCACCAAUUACCAUGAAAACGAGAAAGAUGCGAAUGAUAUGUUGAUUCCAGCCAUGAUCCCAAAUACCGGCGGCGGCCAAAUACCCGAAGAAGUCAAUGUUUAUAGAAAUAAAAAAACUCUCACGCAGGGGUUAAUGGAUAUCGCCUUGUUUUCCGCUAACGCCAAUCAAUUGAGAUAUAUUUUCGAACACGGAUCUACAUCACAAGCGUAUUUUUAUAUCGCUGCGAGUUUAAUUAUCAUCAGUUUAGUGUUACAAGUUGGAGUAGGCCUUUUGCUAUUAAUGAGCACGCAGUACAAUAUCAGCGUCGAAUGCCAAAGAGAAAUGGCUUAUAAAUAUGGUAACUACGUAGUAAUGGGUAUAUUUUUAAUUACGGUCGUUAAUAUAUUCAUCGCAGCAUUUGGUGGUCCAGCGGUGCUACCGACGGCAGUUCAGUGAUAUUCUUAGUCAUUAAUGAUGAAGCCAGUCCGGUAACAAUUGGCUUUCAUUUCAGUAUUUGUGGCAAUUUAAUUCGGUACUUAGUUUAUUGUUCGAUUGAUUCGGUAAUGUCUUGUAAUUUUUCUUGUUCGUGUUCUAAUUCGAAACCUAUGUAAACAUUCGAUUAAUAAGACUACGAAACGGAUAUGUUUUUAAAUGCAUUUCAAUAAGUAUUGUAUUUCUUUUUUCUCAUAUUUUUUUUUUUAUAAUUAUACUUAUUUUUAUAUCGAGGCGAUAAAUACAUAAUUUUUGUGUA